UGAAGAAUCAGGCAGAAAUAGGUAGGGCUGGGUCCGUGCGCGGUGCGGGACAGGGAGACCGAAACGCUGCUGCUGCAGAUCAUCAGCAUGAACGAGCCACAGGAAACUCGCUACGGGAAAAGCAGCAUCGAUGGUGGUGGUGGCAUCGGCGGCGGGAUCAGCUUCAUCGGGGCGGACGGGUCGGUGCUCGACAAGCUGCCCUCGGGCAUGGAGGCGGUCAUGGACCCGGACGCAAUCUGCUCUCUCGAUUACAGCCUGGCUAGCCUGACAAGCCUGUCCCCCCCGCUGGGCGAGGGUCAAUACCAGCAGGACGGGGGGGGCUCUUGGCAACCGCGGUCAUCGACUGCGGACGAUGGGCGGCCACCGACUGCUACCGCUACCGCUGGGACAACAGGCGCUGCCACCGCGAGAACGACAACGGCAGCAGCAGCAGCAGCAGCAGCGGGGGCGAAGCGGGCGAGGGAAGAGGCGGGAAGAGCGUCGAGCGAAAGAAUAGCGUCGUCCGGACCGAACCGCCACAAUAGAGAGUCUCGAGAUCGCGACGACGACACCACCGGCAGAAGCGGUGGCGUGGAAGCGGGCGAGACCAGCGGUAGAGGUGCCGCCGGGUGCGGCCAUCACUCGAUGGCUGCGAAGGCGCGGGGGGGCAAGAAGAGAAGAAAGCGGGCAGAUGAUGCGGGCGACGGGGACGGGGAUGGCGACCGUGAUGAUCCCGACUUUGACGGCAAGGGGGGGAAGGCCGCUGGCGGGGAGGUUGAGGACGCCAACGAGAACCCCAAGCAGAGAGCCAACCGGGUCAGGAACCGCGAGCACGCGCGAAACACACGCAUGCGCAAGAAGCAGUACGUGGAGAGCCUGAAGCUGCAGGUCGGGGAGAUGUUGCAGGCUAAGGCGCAGGAAGAGAGGGACGCCCAGCUCGAAACAUCCAAGAUCUCGGCGAAGAGAACCGCAAUGCGACAGAUGGUUCUCAACAUCUUGUACCUCAAGGCUACCGAAGAGCUAUCGCCGCGGUCGUGGGCGUGCGUCCUUGACGACGGCUUCACCUGUGUCUGUCCCAUCACUCCUUUCAGGUCCUUCCCCCCCUCGGAGGCACAGGAAGACCACCGGCUGAUCACGGGCAUCGAAGGAAUGAUUCAGGACACGGCGUCUCUGGCGGUGUUCAUCAAGUCCAUUUGCCCCCGCUCCAGGAACCCGACAGGCCGAAAGCUCAAGUAUCAGUUCUACACGUCGCCGGAGGAUACCGUGGUCGGGUCAAACGCGCUCAUGUGCCAGUGGCUGAUGAAGACGGAUAACGCCACCGAGUGCGGGGCGCUGUGCGACGUGUUCAGCCACGGGAUGCUCCGAGCCCACUUCUCCCCGGACAACCGCAUCAAGCGCCUGGAGAUAGUCUUCGACGUCAUGAGCCUGAUGCAGCAGCUGCAGCGGGCGGUAGGCCAGGGGGAGCUGCGGAUGGUACCGAACACGCUGGCGCUGGCGACCCAGCCGUCGCAGCAAGCGCGGUUGGUGCUUUCGGCCGUGCCGCCGUACGGGAUCACGCACACCAACGAGGCGUGGACGGCGUUGAUGGGGCACACCGCCGAGGAGGCUAAGAUGUUCCCCUUCACCCUCAUGAACGGUCCCGCCGAGGCAAACAACGGGGACGCCCUGGAGACGCUUGUGCAGACCUGCAUCGGGUCCAACGUGAAGAGGGCGGAGAUGGUGGACCUUAGCGUUGUGACGAGAGACUUGCGGCGAUUGGCGGUGGCCGUCCAGGCCUACCCCUUGGGAACUCCGGAUGGCGCGACCACCCACCUGCUGCUCGUCAUGGAAGAAAUCCCGGUCUGCACGCCUUUGCCACAAACAGGCCUGGAUCUCUAUCCGUUCGUCUGAGAGAGGAGAACGCCAAUAGGGACGGAAUGGCAGUUUGACCGCGUGGAGGCGUCAACGCUCACCUGAUGCCGCACCACUGUUGCGUCUGUUACCUUCAUAGAGGUGCUGUUUGGAUUGUGCCGAGGCUAUUGUAUCUUGUUUAGGUCUCGGGGUUACCUCGACAUGUGUUGCUCCGUUUCUCAGUGCUGGGAUGGGUGUCAUGUAGUGUGAUCGAAUCGGCAGGUCAGAGUUCAGAAAAAACGAAAAAGAACGAACCCCGGGAUCACACCAAUGUAUCUCUCUGGGUUCAAGUGUGUUGUUGUCAUUUCGUGGUGUUGUGUUUUAGGUUCUCUUCUUGCUUGUAGGCUUUCCAUUUGUCGUAGUUUAGCGUGUUUGAGCGCACAGAUAGAUCCAACCUCGUUAUAUUUUGUGGUGCCGUUGGCUCCCCGCACGUUUGGUUCUUCGUAAGCUGAUGAGCUGGAUGCCGGGGUCACGAUGCGAUGUAUGCCUCCUUCUCUUUGAGGGCAAGCCUUCCUGUGGAACUAUAGGUACGCAACGACCUCCGCUUCGGCAGGACUCCAUAGCCGUUAGAAGGUCGAAUGAAGGUCUUGGGGUAUACCAACUGAAGCUGCCGGUUCCCAGCGGUGGCCUAGAAUAGCUACCGCGUUCAUUUCGAGGCGCAUUCAAGUAGAGGAGUACAAGCACCGCCUUUGGGAUGUUGUACAAGGGCGUGUUUUUUCUUGCGGUCGGCGGUGAGCUGAUUGGAAGACGUGCCAAGUACGAAUACGAGUAACAAGGAAAUGGGUCACUGCCGUUUGCUCAGACGCUCACGCCAGGGAUGCGUGCUAUGUAGAUUAUUGGGCGGACGCUUGCCACCUUGCCUUUUAGUGGCUGUGCGACAGGGCGGGUAGCGAAUGAAACGAUGUUGCUUUAUAUCAGAUGAUGGACAAGCAGCUGUGUUUGUGGGCUGGAGAAUAUGUUGGGACAAUAAGUAUGAAACGCGAAUCCUUUCUGUUGUUCACGAAGACAGGCGAGGAUGCUGAGUGUUCUGGUGAAUUCGGCCUCAUGGCAAUAUGUAGGUGUUCAAACGCAAGUUCGCAGGAUUGCUGCACUUACCUAAUCAGUGCUCUCGGUUUGGAGAAUCACGUUGCCUCUUUGGCACAAAGAUUUCGUAUAACACACUUGCUAGAAGUGCUCUUUGAGGGGGGAGGAAUUGUUCUUCUUGAGAGUAGCAAAGUGGACUAUUUGGUCAUGCCAUACAAGAGUUGCUGUGGGAUCUCCGAAAAAGGCCCCCAGGUACAUGACGGUAUGUUUGCAGGCUCUGACGUCAAUCGGUUUUUGAGAGUAUUGAGAGGAGAGAGGGUCAACCUGAGCGCAGAACUGCCUUCAAUCAUGUGAGGCGUUGGUAAACGUGCGUUGUCGGGGACUAUCGGGAAAUUAGUAGCGCACUGGGCAGAGAGAAAAAGCAUUUGUGGCACGCAGUUGGCUGACUGGUAAAAAAAAACUGCGGAUAAAGAGCAAAUAAGUAUGGUGCAGCUGAGGUCGCAUCUAAUGGGCGGUUGGCAAGUCCUGGUGGAAUUAAAAAGGGCGUAUGGAAGCAAGCGUAUCUAGCUCCAGGUACUUUGAGAGUGAUGUGUAGAGUGACAGGGUUUGUUUGUAGCCAGCUAUGAGAGACAGGGAUAUGAGGGGGCGCUGUUUUCUGAUACGGUAGAGAGGUUAUUCGGUCGAGAAAACCGCGUCUUGGCCGAAGAUCCUCGGAUGAUGGCCUUUUUUUUUGGGAUCAUUGACUGUCGCUUCUGCUGUGGCAUGUUCGAAAACGAUUUUGCGUUCAAUCGGCAAUAGGACUGACGUGGACGUACGAACGUGUUUGGGAGGGGGGAUGCUUGGACCUCGAUGUGUUCAUUUUUUUAACGGAAAGAUCAUGCGCAUGCGUAUAUUUGCUUGGAACAUGGGCUUUGACCAUAAGGUUUUAACACUAAACUCAGUGUCCCCUCCGUAGAGACCGCUACAGAAUAGCAUCAAGAAGACUUGACCAAGUUGAAAACGUAUUCAUGUGAAGUAUUCGGCUGGCCGGAAUGGAUGACGUUGACACUCGCGAACAAAAUCGUUUUCU
Ectocarpus sp. CCAP 1310/34 is the source of this 3961-nucleotide messenger RNA. The record is from the annotation of a GenBank genome assembly. Lineage: Eukaryota; Phaeophyceae; Ectocarpales; Ectocarpaceae.